GUAUAUAAAAAUAGUUGGCAACGCGGUUGGAUGUAUUAGUGUGGAUUUUUCAUAAUACUUUUUUUAUUUUAGCCACGAUAUUAUAACGCAAUACGUUUUUCACGCGUUUUGUUAUGUUUAAUUUUUCUUAAAGUUGGCUUGAGAUGUUAAUGUGUACAUUCUUAAACUAUUCAAAUUGUGUGAAUGCAAAAUUUCAUUAUUCGCAAUUGUUGACAGCUUCGUACCAGCUGAAAUUUCGAUUUUCGAACUGCUAUUGCUAUCAAGUACAACAGCUGAUCGUCAAACGUGCGUUUGUAAACGUUUAAGAAAAUACAUAAUUUUGUUCUUGAAGAACUUUGUAAACAUAUUAAGAACCAAUCUUUUUAUUAAUUUGCGGAUUGUUUAAAUAAAAAACUGUCAAAAUGUCUUAUAUGCUACCACAUUUACACAAUGGCUGGCAAGUCGAUCAGGCCAUCCUGUCCGAGGAAGAUCGCGUAGUGGUUAUUCGUUUUGGCCACGAUUGGGACCCCGCUUGCAUGAAAAUGGACGAAGUAAUGUACAGCAUAGCGGAGAAAGUGAAAAACUUCGCUGUAAUUUACUUGGUGGACAUCACUGAGGUGCCCGAUUUUAAUAAGAUGUACGAAUUAUACGAUCCCUGCACCGUAAUGUUUUUCUUCCGCAAUAAACAUAUCAUGAUUGAUUUGGGAACUGGUAAUAACAACAAAAUUAAUUGGCCGCUUGAGGAUAAGCAAGAAAUGAUCGAUAUUGUGGAGACAGUAUAUCGUGGUGCACGCAAAGGUCGUGGUCUAGUGGUAUCGCCAAAAGACUAUUCUACAAAAUAUAGAUAUUAAAUUGAUUAAUAUAAUUAAGCCGCCAAACAUCGCAUUCAUCCAACUCAUCUCAUCUAUCAACUAACUAGUUUUAUUUAAUUAAAAAAAAAUGACAUAAAUGAAAAAAAAAACAAAUUUUUUUGCGAAAUUUUUAUAC
Messenger RNA from Bactrocera oleae (olive fruit fly), 966 nucleotides. It is a transcript of the gene Dim1, whose product is annotated as thioredoxin-like protein Dim1. Gene Ontology annotation, cellular component: U5 snRNP; U4/U6 x U5 tri-snRNP complex; spliceosomal complex. The record is from RefSeq and is a predicted model, not a curated record. Lineage: Eukaryota; Metazoa; Arthropoda; Insecta; Diptera; Tephritidae. Gene Ontology annotation, biological process: mRNA splicing, via spliceosome.